Molecule: messenger RNA, 1380 nt
Organism: Effrenium voratum
Lineage: Eukaryota; Dinophyceae; Suessiales; Symbiodiniaceae
Source: the annotation of a GenBank genome assembly
AUGGUGGACGAGUCGGGUCGGUACUACGCUGGUUCUGGCAUGCCAGAUCUGGUGCCUCCGGAGCCUUCAGACUCAGAUCGGCAAGCAUCCCUGGAUCUGUCAAAGCAGCCAGUGGAGAAACUUUUUCGGCUGCUGUACUAUGAGCUCUUCAAGCUGGACAAGAAGAGUGCAGAGCAACGCCUCCCUUUGGCGGAGUAUAGCUCCAUGGCACAGGACAUGGGCUGCCCAGAGCGGAUCAUGGCGAUGUCACAGGAGUCUGAAGCUCUGGCAGAGGAGGUGAAUCAGCUGCAUCUGAAUGCCACAGGCACGUCGGGCCUGUACUGGACACUUCACAAAUAUCCAGAGGAGCACAGUUGGGCCUGGUUGUUGAGCCACACCCAGGACCGUGUGAUGCGAAAGGUGUGGCAGUAUCUCGUCCGCUUGCAGACGCUUGCUGUUCCUGAUGAUGCCCAUUGCGUCUCCGCAAACCUCCGGACGGUUCUCAUGACAGCCAUCACUACCUGGAAGCGUUUACUAGGAGAUCAUGUAGCAUUGCUGUGGAACAGCGUGGCCUUUGGUGUUCUUGGCGAUGUCACGUCCUGGCGCGAUCUGGACGACGAGGGCCAGGCAGCGAAUGAGCCGGGCGGGCCACCUCCCAACGUAAGCUGGUCUGAAAAUCUGAUCUUUGGAAAUAUGUUUGUCUCCUCCGUGCACAAGUUCCUGGACUAUCACUCGAAAGAGAUGGCAGGAAUCGUGUACCAGGAGAUACUGCAUGCUCAGCAUGCCCAGAAGUUGGGUGGUAGAUACGAUUACAGUGCGGGGGAGGAGCACCGGUUGACGAAGAAUGGCGUGUACUCUUCGUUUGAGUACCUGCGCCGUCAGAGCUUCAAUGGUUGGCCUCUGGACAAGGGCUUGAUGCGGGGCUUCCUCCGGCAUUGCCUGAGACCGGGCUAUGGCUCUGCCCCGAAAGUCUCCGUUGGAGAUUUCGGCGCUGGCGGCGGGCAAUACAGCGCAUGGCUCAAUGACACUGGCCUUGUGCAGGCUGCGGCCUUUGACGCAACACUGGCCGUGGCAGACAUCACCGGUGGGGCAGUUCAGGAGGUCAACCUAGCAGCGGACAUUGACCUGAAGCGCAGCUUUGAUUGGGUGCUUUGCACUGACCUAGUUGCAUUUGGAGCAGAGCAGGCCGUCCCGGUGCUGCGCACCAUCAAGAGGCAUGUGCGCGCGGGUGGUGGGCUUCUUUUUAGCUGGGGACCAGCCGAGACUGCAAGCUCAGAGGACGCGCGGCGACUUGUUGAGAAUGAGACGGGCUUCCGCUUUGAUGAGUUGCUCACCGACAAAGUUCGUUCAGGCUGCGACACGAGUCACUUCAAAGCCAGCGUGAUGGCCUUCAAGGCGUGA